Molecule: messenger RNA, 1324 nt
Organism: Scophthalmus maximus (turbot)
Lineage: Eukaryota; Metazoa; Chordata; Actinopteri; Pleuronectiformes; Scophthalmidae
Product: alpha-1-microglobulin/bikunin precursor
Exons: 10
Coding region: 94-1167 (357 amino acids)
Cellular component (GO): plasma membrane; cell surface
Molecular function (GO): serine-type endopeptidase inhibitor activity
Source: RefSeq, a predicted model, not a curated record
CUUUGGGAGUUGAGAGGGAUUAGUAUUUUUCCUGGGAUUCGAUGUCUCUGGCUUUAAUCCUCUCACAAUAGAUAGGACAUACAGACUGAUAGGAUGCUUAAAGCACUGGUUCUGGUUCCCCUGCUGGUCCUGGGAUGGACCGGGACCCUAGAUGGGCUCCCUGUGCUCCCAGAACCUCUCUUCCCGACGCAGGAGAACUUCGACGUGACCCGGUUUCUGGGAACAUGGCACGAUGUUGCCGUGGCGAGUUCAUGCCCCCACAUGCAGCGUCACAGGGGAGACGCAGCCAUCGGCAAACUGGUGCUGGAGAGCGGUACCACUGAAAGCACACUCAAGAUGACACGGACUGUUCUCAGACAUGGAACGUGCAAGGAGAUGUCUGGGGAUUACGAGUUAACCUCCACACCAGGACGAUUCUUCUACCACGUUGCGAAGUGGGGGGCAGACGUGGACGCCUACGUGGUUCACACAAACUACAACGAGUAUGCGAUAGUCAUAAUGAAGAAGCAUAAAUCAUCCGAGCAGUCGAGCACCUCCGUUAAGCUGUACAGCCGAACGAUGACCGUGAGAGCGACGGUGCUGGACGACUUCAAAACGCUCGUCAGAGAGCAGGGAAUGAGUGACGACACCGUCAUCAUUAGGCAGGACAAAGGUGACUGUGUUCCUGGAGUGCCGGAGGAAGAGACACCAACUCAGCCUGAGACUCAGCGGGUGAGGAGAAACGUGCUGCCUUCUUUGGCCCCUCCAGAAGUCGAGGGCUCCGGUGAUGAUGAUGACGCGCCGUUUUUCAACGGAACCGAGGCCUGCAAAGCAGCUCCAGACACAGGACCAUGUUUUGGGUCCGUUCAGCGUUUCUACUACAACUCUUCCUCAAUGAGCUGUGAACUCUUCCACUACGGAGGGUGUCUGGGCAACCAGAACAACUUUUUGAGCGAGAGAGAGUGUCUGCAGAGCUGUCGCAGUGAGGCUGUGUGCCGUCUGCCCAUGGCAGCCCAACCCUGCACAGGUCAGCCGCCCAUCUGGGCCUUUGACUCCACCAGCGGUCUGUGCGUGCCCUACAAACAGGGCUUCUGCCAGGCCAACGCCAACAAGUUCUACAGCAAGGCUGAGUGCGAGGAGUACUGCGGGGUGAUUAAAGAUGAUGGAGAGCUCCUGAGGGCAAAUUGAGAGACGUGAGGAAACAUCGCGGCUCCUCCGAACUCGGUGCACUGUACUAGCGAUGCACCAUCCAGCCAACGUCACAAAAGAAACUUGAAUUUACCUCAGCACAGAAUAUGAGAAGUUAUAUCACAACCGAUCAACAAUAAAUCAAGUCAUUAAUCUG